Molecule: messenger RNA, 1237 nt
Organism: Papaver somniferum (opium poppy)
Lineage: Eukaryota; Viridiplantae; Streptophyta; Magnoliopsida; Ranunculales; Papaveraceae
Exons: 2
Coding region: 38-955 (305 amino acids)
Source: RefSeq, a predicted model, not a curated record
UUUUGCAAGAUUAGCUAGUGUAGUUGGCAGACCUAUUAUGACUGAUUCUCAUACAGCUUUGAAGACUAGGAUGAAUUUUGCGAGAAUAUGUGUUGAAGUCGAUACUGAUUGUACUUAUCCAGCUGAGAUUCCUUACAGAAUUGAUAAUGAAAAGUUUGUGGUUAGGGCAGAGUAUCCAUGGAAACCCCCAUCUUGUACUCACUGUAAGAGUUUUGGUCAUCCUAGUGGUAAGUGUAAACUUGCACCGAAGACUAAAACCAUUUGGAUUCCAAAGAGAGCCCCUAGUAUCCCAAUUGAUACUGCAGAUGUAGGAACAAGGGAAGAGAAUGUCACAAUUGAACAAGGGGGUGGUAUUGGGAAGCAAAUGGGAGUGGUUGAAAUCAACAAUUCUUCGAACUCUACUCAAGAAAGAAUAGAAAGUGCUAAAGGGGAUGAUGUUCUGGAUUUGGCUCCUAAACCAGCUGAAGGAAAUUGGAUAAACCCAAAGAAGAAGAAGAAAUCUGGAAAAAAAGGAGAAAAGGUACUGCAGGAAUCUACAGUUCUUCAGAACCCUUACAACAUUCUUGAUUCUGAAAUGCCUUUUGCUAACUUAAGUGAGGAAGAAAUUGUGGAGGAAGAUAUUUCCAUUGAAAAUACUAGUGAACCAGGGGAGGUCCGUUUUGCAGGAAUAGAAAAGAAAAAAUCUGAUGCAGAAAACGCUAUAAACUCUUCAAGAGAAGAAAGGAGCAAGGAGACUAGUUCUAAACAGGUAGAUGCACUUUUUAAGUUCUCUGCAUUGUUAGGAGCAUCUAAUGGGGCUACAGAAGAGGAAAAAAGGAGCAUCUUCACUGAAAUAACGGAUAAGCACCAGAAAACUAGGAAGGAAAGGGAGCUUGAAAAAUUAGGUUUGAAGAGUGAGCUGAGCAAUGAUUUGCUAGGCAGAGGACAAAGGAAAUCAGCAAAGAAGAAAUAUUGAAGGCGAUGGAUGGACCUGAGGCGAGAGUUGCCCACUAUUUCGAUCUGAUCUGCGGAACAAGCACGGGAGGCUUGAUUACUGCUAUGUUAACAGCACCUGAUGAAACUAACCAUGCACGUUUUACUGCACAAGAAAUCAAUAGCUUCUACUUUGAUCACGGAGCAAGUAUAUUUCCAGAGAAGAAUCGGCAAGCAUUGUAUGGUUGUUUUUUUUUUUGUUUUUUGAUUGAAAAAGAAUUUAUUAAUUAAGAGGACAAGAUUACAGCUUGCUUAUCAGCUUCAA